Anneissia japonica is the source of this 2120-nucleotide messenger RNA. Its product is annotated as U1 small nuclear ribonucleoprotein 70 kDa-like. NCBI's taxonomy places the organism in Eukaryota, Metazoa, Echinodermata, Crinoidea, Comatulida, Comatulidae. Gene Ontology annotation, molecular function: U1 snRNA binding; mRNA binding. Gene Ontology annotation, biological process: mRNA splicing, via spliceosome. Bases 187 to 1320 code for a protein of 377 amino acids. The record is from RefSeq and is a predicted model, not a curated record. Gene Ontology annotation, cellular component: precatalytic spliceosome; U1 snRNP; U2-type prespliceosome. The transcript is spliced from 8 exons.
GGCAGUAUUCUGUCGACAUUUUUCAAGACGACGCGUGUAGAAAAAAAGAAAGCGAGUGUUGUUGCUAAUUUUUAUCAACAGUUUGUAAGGUUAUUUCUGUGUAAAUGUUAGAAUUUCUGUGUCUAUGUUUGUUAUAUAGUUAACUACGUUUCAUAUUUUGACAAUUUUGGUUAUCAAAUCGGAGAAAUGACUCAGUAUUUGCCACCGAAUUUGUUGGCGUUGUUUGCUCCCCGCGACCCCAUUCCUUAUCUUCCGCCUGUAGUCAAACUCCGCCAUGAAUCGAAGACAUCUGGUUACACGGGAAUGGCUAACCUUGUAAAUGGACUUUUUGAGGACCCAGAAGAUACACCGCCACCGACUAGAGGAGAAACCAGGGAUGAAAAGAAAGUACGCAAAGCCAAGGAGCGAGAAGACCAAACUGCUAUGAAUCUCAGGGAAGAAAUUGAGUCAUGGGAUCCUCACAAUAAUGGAAGUGCCACUAGUGAUGCAUUCAAGACCCUAUUUGUAGCAAGAAUUAACUUCGAUACGUCAGAAUCGAAAUUGAGACGCGAGUUUGAAGCUUAUGGUCCAAUCAAAAUGAUUAAUUUAGUUCACGAUAAAAAAACUGGGAAGCCACGUGGUUAUGCAUUCAUUGAAUACGAACAUGAACGAGACAUGCACACUGCCUACAAGUAUGCUGAUGGUAAGAAGAUUGACGGUCGCCGUGUUCUUGUAGACGUUGAACGAUCGCGAACGGUAAAGGGUUGGCUUCCAAGGAGAUUAGGUGGUGGUAUUGGAGGAACCAGAAGGGGCGGCCCAGAGGUCAACGUGAGACAUUCAGGUCGUGAGGAGAUGUCACAAGCGGCAGCUGCAGCAAGGGAGGAGGAUAGAGAAAGAGAUAUGAGAGACACUCGAGGUGGUAGGGAUCGUGACCGUGACAGGGAUCGUGAUCGUGAAAGGCACAGGAGUCGUAGCCGAAGCAGAGACCGUGAACGUGAACGUCGCAGAGACAGAGAUAGGGACCGUGAUCGGGGUGACCGUGACAGGCGUAGAGAUCGUGAUAGAGACCGAGGAGAUCGUGAUAGAGACCGAGGAGAUCGUGAUAGAGACCGAGGAGAUCGCGAUCGUGAACGUAGGAGAGAUCGGGAUAGAGAUAGAGAUAGAAGUGAUCGUAAGGACCGUGACCGCGACAGAGAUCGUGAUCGACAUGACAGGGAAGCUCCGGAAGAAAAUAUGGAUGAUGGUUUUGAAUCUGCUCGUAUAAAAAUGGAACAUGGAUCAGAAGACAAUGAUAAUGCAUACAAUGAUGCUUAUAAUGAUCAGAAUGGUGCAGAAGAUUGAAUUAAAGUAACAGCAAUAAAUUGCAUCUCUGAGAUAUGCUUUUAACGAACUGAUUUUAGACAGGUAAUUAGCACUGCAGGUGCAGCUCCUAUCUAGUUUAUUGUUUCAAGGUAAAGUAUCAAACACAACAUAUUAACAUGAAAAAUAUCAAAAUUGGCUGUUAAGAGCCUGGUAUCAAAAUAUGUCUUAUUUCUUUUUUUUAUUGGAUCGUCAUGUAAGUAUUUUUUUUAAAUAUUGUAUUUAGAAUUUGCUUAAAAUGUUGUAGUUUUUAUCUUAAUGGUGUUUAGCAGACUAUAACUAUUUUAUAUAAUAAUGUGUCUAUAAAAUGUGUUCCUAUAAAUCAGUGAGUAUCUGUACCGCUGCAAUUCAGUCCUGUGUAUGUUUUAUCCAUGGUUUGUAUGAAUCUAUUACCCAGAUUAUUUUACAGUUAGUUAACACUUUAAAAAUUAAAAUUUAAUUUGGUGGUUCUACAAAUUUUAAGGUGAAUAACAAACAGUAAUUUAUAAAUUGAAUGCAGUACGGUAUAAUCACCCAUUUAUCUUAUAAUGUAAGUAUUGGUCCGUGUGUAAAAUUGGAACUGUGCUAGAUAUAUCAUGUUUUUUCAUAGUUGCACGGUUCAGUGGGCGUGUCUAAAUUUCAGUGUGCGCUCAACCCAAAGUAUCCCAUGUAAAAUAUUGGACUGCCAGUUAAUUUGAAAAUUGGAACAUUAUGUUGAUGGUCAUUAAGCACUGUUUAAGACACUAGCAUUUUUGUUAUUACACGAUUGGAUAUGAAAACAAUAAAAUGUGAAGCUCAAUGAA